Drosophila rhopaloa is the source of this 1360-nucleotide messenger RNA. RefSeq lists its product as uncharacterized. Lineage: Eukaryota; Metazoa; Arthropoda; Insecta; Diptera; Drosophilidae. The coding region runs from base 16 to 582 and encodes 188 amino acids. The record is from RefSeq and is a predicted model, not a curated record. The transcript is spliced from 4 exons. Gene Ontology annotation, biological process: positive regulation of voltage-gated potassium channel activity; regulation of synaptic transmission, cholinergic; sleep.
UGGAUUGGAUCUAAGAUGAAUGACGAGCCAGAGGUUUAUGUAAAUAUACGCACAUGUAUAAAUAUGGACAGCAAUCAAAAAUCAAGAAGCGGCGUAUUUUCAUUAUUCAUUGCAGUAAUACUGGUCAAACACACAUUGGCUGAUGUGUUACAAUGUUAUAAGUGCUCCGUAUCUAUAGAAAAAUAUGUGGUAGACAAUAAAACGAUGACGACACCACUAUGCUCAAAGUUUCAAGAGUCUUCUAAUUAUAUGGUGCAGUGUCCAUAUUCAACAAUGUGUUUGAAAUCUAUUUCAAUACUACACCUACAAAAUGGACAAGAAAAAGAAGCUAUUACCAGGGGAUGCGCUCAACAAAAAAAUACUACACAGAUUUUUCGCAAUAAGCAGUGGGAACAAGAACAUUUGGUUCAAGAAGUGUAUGAUGAAGGAUGUAGACCCAUAAUCAACGAUCUUUCGGGAGGAUCAAUAAAAAGACAUUGCUAUUGCCGCGGAAAUCUUUGUAAUACAGCUGGUUCUUUUAACACUAAAAGUAAUGUAUUACUUACGCUGUUUUUCGUUUGUAGCAUCUACCAAAAGUUUUAAAACAACCGAUAACUUGAGUAGCUUACUCUGGUGGUAACUGUUUUUUAUAUUGAGUCUUUAAGUUAACGUACACUUUUGACACAAUUCGUCCGCAGUGUUGAUAAUGGACCAGUUAUUAAAAAAAGAAAAUGUUUUUGUUUACUGAGUUUUCCAAAAAGGUUUUUCUUUGUAUAUAAUAAUUCUGAAAAUAACUUGUAGAAUCCUAAUAAAGUAUGGAAGAUGUUAGGAGAUAAUUAAAUUAGCUGUAUUAAUUGCCUAAUAAUGUUGGAGAUUUUUAUAGAUUAUUAAACAUCUAAUAAGUUAAAAUACGACUCCUAAGAUAACAAACUAUUUCGAUUUUUUUUUAAUGCGUGGUAUGAGUACUAGGAGCUACUAAUGGUUUAUAAUCAAAGCAAAACCUUUUGGUGGAAAAAAAGCAUAACAAGUAAUAUUUUUGUAUAGCUAUGAACAUACACUUUACAUCUUUUAUAACCUUAUGUAUUAUUUAUAUUGAUAAAGCUGAACAAGCGUGGGGUUGGUCAUUCUCGCACACUUGACUUUGCUCAAAAAUAGAGAACGCACUUUCCGCUUUUUUUGGGAAAAAGAAAACAUAGUCAAAGGUCGGCAAAGGUUAGAAUUAAUGAGCAUAGUAAGGGUUCCCGAAUCCAACUUUGAGUCUUGAACACAGCAAGGGAGGAGCAAGUUACGGGUUCUCGACAGUACACAUAAAAAAUUCCGAAAAGUCGCCCAAGCGAUGGCGAAAAGAACCCAAAAUAUUAAAUUAUAUACUUCUAUCAAA